UUAGUCAUAGAAGAACAUGAAAGUGAAGUCCUCCAAGUUGAAAGUAGGAUGGAAUGCUCUCUUGUCGGUGAACAAGAGCAAAGACAUUCAGCAGGUACUGAUAUAGUUUAUUAUGGUAGAUGUUAUUUAUUAUGAAAGUUAAUAAUAUACAGGAAAAAAGUUUGAACCACAUUGACAUUGCAGCAGCGCAGUUUUUUACUAACACAGUGCAAAAACGAGGUAACACAAACGCAAAUUUCUAGAUAAUGAAAAACUGUGAUUGGCUAAUAAAAGGUAAUAGAAAUAUAGAUCAGAACCAAUCACCUGCCACACCUUGGUGGCGGGAAACAUGCAUACUUAAUUUUAUCCUUUUUACACAAAAGCAGAAAGGGAAGUAACGCAAAUUUCUAGAUAAUGAAAAACUGUGAUUGGCUAAUAAACGCUAAUAGAAAUAUAGAUCAGAACCAAUCACCUGCCAUACCUUGCUGGCGGGAAACAUGCAUACUUAAUUUUAUCCUUUUUCUUUUGUAGUUAACACUUUUUUCUUUCCAUUUUAUUUUAUAAAUGUACUUGAUUAUCUUUAUUUAUUUAUUCAUUGUGGGUUGUGUUUUAUUUUAUUGUUGUUACCAACAUUUUGAAAUAUGAUAUAUAAAGGUGUAUGUAUGUGUGACAAAUAGGAAUGUUAAAACUUUCAUAAAUUAUAUAUUUUUUGGAUGGACUCAAAAGAGCAGCUAUAUAAUUCGUUAAUGAUGAGGCCUUUUCUCAUGUAUUUCAAGAAUUGCUGUUGUGGUUAAUAUGACAAGACAUCAUGUCUGUAUACAUAAUUCUGCUGACUGGUUUGUGGGAGUUUUUGUUUUGUUGGCAUUUGAUUGUACAUAUUAUAAGAAACCAUACAUUUAAGUUUGCAUUACUUUAAUUAACACACAGUUUAAAAAUACAUCGAAUUCAUAUAGAGAUAAUUAUUUUCCUAAUUAUAAUUGAUGAUUAAUAAUUGACUGGUUUGGUCACUCUGAUUAUUGGAUGACUGAUUUAUGAAAUCUCAGUCAAUAUCACUACUUAGAAAAUGAUUGUCAAGCCUUGUUGUAUUACCUUGAGUUUGGAAGGUAUAUGGUGUAUUUUCUUUUGAAAUCAGAUUUUGGGAACACUUCAAAAGAUACAGCAUUGUAAUAAUGAUAAUGCUUGUACAGUUACACAAACAGUUCUUAAGGGUGCAAAGAAACUCAGUUUUACAGUUUGACCUAUUUGGGCAGGCUGUAGCUUACAACUAUUAGCCCAAGAGUCACAGCUUUUUUUAUUAUGCUUCACCAGUUCCUGCAAUUGAAUACCCCCUCCAAAAAACACUUAUCCCUCAAGCAAGAUAAAAAAUACAAUCCACCAGCACCAUACUUUAUAUUAAUUGUGUAGUUGGUAAAUACAAAUAAUUCAUUCACUAGGAGAAGAGUUGGAAAGGGACACUCCUGUAGUAGAAAAUGGCCCAAUUGAGGAAGCAAGCAAUUCGCAGGGAACACAGCAAUCUCUUCCAGAAGAAAAUAAUUGUAGCCAGUUAGAAGAUGACCGUCUCAUUGCUAGAGCAAGGGCAGUUGGUGUGGACUAUGAGUUUGCAAAGCCUGGUGUAGUGGAAACAGAGGAUGACAGAAGAAAAAGAAAGCGGCGAAACCAAAGACGAAGAUCAGAACAAGAGAAAAGGUUGCGAGAUGUUGCUGGAGAUCUACCGCCACCUCCACCAGCAGGUUCAAGUCAGCAAGAAGAUAACGCAUACAGUGCUAUUUGUGCAUUUGAGGUGGAGGAGAUGACUUACGCAUUCAGUUUUUGUGAGGUCUGCAAGGAACGACGACUGGAGUUCAAGGGCACAAGAAACAUGUGUACUCGCUGCAGGAGAGAUAAGAAGGUACCAAAAGUUUGGUCUGGAGAGAAUAACAUGGAUCCAAUGGCUGUUCCUGAGAUUUUGUCUGACAUGUCAGAUGCUGAUAGCCAGGCUAGCACCUACCGUGCAUGUACACUUACUGAAGCAUGGAGGUAUCGCUUCAAAGGGGCAUUGCAUUGCAUUCCCACAGGCUGUGCAAGAACGGGCAACUAUUCUUCCAUGACUACCGGCAGAGGUGGAUAUCAUUCGCGCGAGACGACAAGGAAAAGAUGAUACCCAUAAGGACUUCAGGGUUAGAAGACACUGUGUCGAGGGAGCGCUUCGUUGGUUGAAGGACCUGCCUAUGAUGAUGUUGUUAUUGAUGGUGCUCGAAUACAGAAUUUACCUGAAGACGGUGAGUUGCCCAAUCUCAGAACUGUUGAGUUUUCUGAAACAGAACGGGUAGAUGACCAAGGCCCGGCACCACAGCAGUUGGAUGCUGGGGAAACAGAUUGUACUGAUGACUCUACAGUCUCUGGAGUAAUUCUUCCUGAGCCUGGCGUUAACGUACAAGCACAAGUUGAAGCAGCCGUAAAUGAA
Messenger RNA from Porites lobata, 2422 nucleotides. The record is from the annotation of a GenBank genome assembly. Lineage: Eukaryota; Metazoa; Cnidaria; Anthozoa; Scleractinia; Poritidae.